Molecule: messenger RNA, 2472 nt
Organism: Fusarium odoratissimum NRRL 54006
Lineage: Eukaryota; Fungi; Ascomycota; Sordariomycetes; Hypocreales; Nectriaceae
Exons: 3
Coding region: 1-2472 (823 amino acids)
Source: RefSeq, a predicted model, not a curated record
AUGCGUGUUUUGGUGUCAUACGACAGGACUGAUAUUGGACGCCAGUGGCGCAUCACAGCUUCAGCCAGGGAUAUAAAGUUUGCUGGUCAGUUUAGUUUCUUCCGAGAAGACGGUUCGAAUUACAGCCUGACGGAUUUUAUGCCCCAGCUCGCUAUCCCCAGGGUUGAAGUAGAAUACCUCUAUACUUCUCAGCAACCCUCAGAGCUUUCGAUAUCAGGGAGUAUCAAACUUGGCCCCAUCCUACUCCAGAUGGAGUACAAGCAGAAGAAAGGAGAGGAGUGGUUUUUCGAGGCCGAUAGACCUGAUGCCGAGCUUCAGGGGACGGAAGUGACAAUGAAAUUUCUCUUGAGUGGCCUUCUGGAUGACCUACACAGUGUCCCUGAGUUCAUCACCAACCUCGCCUUGUCCCUCGAUGAGGUGAGAGGUGGUAUCAAGUGCUACUCAGUUACACAAAUGUCUGCUUCUGGCCAAACACUGAAAUACUCUGUCUUCUCUCUGGAACUGGAUGUGGGAGACUUCUCGUUCACCUUUGCCCAAAUCCAGCGAUACGACACCUUCGAGGCAACGGCUACUAUGAAACUACCAACUCGUAUACUGCGCUUCGGUAUUACCGGCUUUCCAGAAAUUACAGAUGUCAUGGUGGUUGGAAACUUCAAGCCGCCAUUUGAUGAGCUGGAUGUACUUUGGGUGAGCGCAGAGUUGACUCAACCUGAGCUGGACAUCCUCAACCAAAAGGCCUUUGCAGGUCACUCACCAUUACUCUGCCAGAAAAACGUCAAGGCUCAGCCAGACGCAGAGAAGAUUUCAAAGCCUCCGGUUCUCCUCCAAUCCGGCUGCCAUUUUCAAGUACUUCUGCACGAAUCCAGCGCCCCAACUCUGGUAUUGGACUAUGCCUUCCGCAAGUCCAAACAAUCACCCCAAGAUGAUCGAGAUGGCAAGCUGAUCCAUCUACCUCCGGCGACAAGUGACUCUGGAGAGCCAGCCGCUGUGCAAGGUGACACCGUCGUGGCGCCACUGACCAAGACCUCCGGCCCGCUGUCAGUGCGCAGUAUCAGUGUCAAAGCCACAAGUGCCAGCAGGAUUGUGAGUACAAUCGACGGCUCGGUUACCCUUGGACCCGUUGGGCUUGCCCUUCUGGGCUUCGCGGUUGGCUUAGACUUUGCGAUUGUCAAGAACCCAUCGCAGUUGAUGAAUGCAAAGCCUGACUUCAGCCUGGAUGGCAUGGCCGUCGUCUUUGAUCGCGCACCGGUCCGGCUGGCUGGUUUAUUUUCGAGGACGGCCAAACAAGAGGGUGCCGAGUACCGUGGUGGAAUCGCCAUCACGGUCAGUUCCUGGUCUGCGAUUGCCAUGGGUGCGUACGAGGAGCUUCGGACGUACAAGUCGUUGUUUGCUUUUGGGGUCAUACAGGGUCCCCUGGUAGAGUUUGGCUGCGCUGAGAUCAAGGGCGUUGCAGGUGGCUUCGGGUACAAUUCGCAUCUUACGUUACCCGACGUUGACCAUGUCACCAACUUUUCUCUCGUUGCCAUGAACAAAGGACUCGCAGAGCCAAAGGGCGACAUUAUGCUUCAACUGGUAGAGCUAACCUCAGGUCCUGGGAUGCAGUGCAUCACUCCCGAAAAAGAUUCGCUGUGGCUCGCGGCUGGCAUAUUACUAAUGUUGUUACUUACAGGAAUCUCAAUCAAGGCCUUGCAAGUGUUAGACGUACUCGCCGUUCUUGCCUUGGACCCUUCUUCAGACCCAAAGUUUGGUCUCAUUGAGGAGGCCACUGCUAUAAUCCCGAAAGGAGUAGACCGCGAUAAGGCUUUUGUUGUCAUCGAGCUGCAUCUUAUCGCCGUUGUUGAUCCCGGCCACGGUCUUCUCACAGUGACUGGACAGUUGACGCCCCGGUCCUACAUUCUCAGCCCUUCGUGCAGCGUCACCGGUGGAUUCUGUAUAGCAUACUUCUUUGAGGGUUCUGGACAUGAAGGCGACUGGGUGUUGUCUAUCGGUGGCUACCAUCCAAGCUUCCAGACUCGGAAUUUCAUGGUCUAUGACAACGAAUUAAGCAUCACAGGUGAGGCUUACUUUGCCAUCACUCCCGCCGCUUGCAUGAGAGGGGGUCGGCUAGAUGCAGUCUUCUCCACUGGUCGAACUAAGGCGACUUUCAACGCCUACACGAACUUCCUCAUGUACUUUCGCCCGUUUCACUUCCAGAGCGAGAUUGGUGUUAGCGUGUAUGCCUCCACAGUCAUCGGCUGGCGCUGGUUCAGUGUGGAGAUACAAGUCGAGAUCAGUGCUAUGCUGGAGCUACAUGGGCCACCUAUAGCUGGCGUUGCCCACUUGCACUUCUGGUUCCUUGAGAUAUCCGUACACUUCGGCCCAGAUUCUCCUGGCGUGCCCAGACUUACCACUUCACAAUUCUUGGCCAUGAUCAAGCAAGCCGAGAACGAUGAGGAGGCAGUGAGAGUAGAAGACCAUUUGUUCAACAUCUAG